Messenger RNA from Pelobates cultripes (western spadefoot toad), 342 nucleotides. Lineage: Eukaryota; Metazoa; Chordata; Amphibia; Anura; Pelobatidae. The record is from the annotation of a GenBank genome assembly.
GCCCCUCCUAAAUAUGUUGCUUUCAAUCCAACGCAAGCUAGUGCUUUAAUAAAAAUGCUCCCUGACCCAGAAAAGCAACCUAUGCCUUUUUACCGAGGGAUAGUUCAGAUUCAAAAUACUUAUUCUGCAGCAUGGCGUGAUUUACUAAGCAUUUGUGCAAUCAAGGCCGGGGAUGCAUAUUGGCCCAGCAUGUCCCGACACCUCAAUGCCGAUUUACUGACAAGUGACACUGAUUACCCCUCCGGAGUAACUUUUUGCAGCCAGGUAAAGGAGUGGGCAAAAGACAAACUUGCAGAUCAGGCUGCCGGCAUUACUGAUGUUAUACAAGAGAAAGGAGAAUCA